CACAAACAAAGCUUUGACUGUGUAUGCACCCGGAUGUAGCGGCCAAUAGCGUAGAUAAUGGCGCUCAACGUUAAAUAUGAAUUGUCAUUCUCUGUGCAAUAGAAUUCGCCAUCAGCUUUUUUACAUAUGCUAAAGAUGACUGAAAGAAUAUAUAGUUUAUAUUGCGCCAUAUUCCGUGUUUCAGUAGCAUAAAAGGCAUACCUUAUAUUACAUUUAUUGACAAAACACUGCGUAGAGAUUAAGCCAAAUUCCACUUACAGUAGACAUUAAAUUUUUGUUGCUACGACGGAAUCUUGUGAAUCAGUAAAUUAUCCGCGAAGAAAUAAACUCGUAACACAAGAGCACGAUGUCUCUUCUCCGAAAGAAAAGUUCCUUGCGAGCCGAUUUAAGUCAGGUGAUAAAGAAGAAGACAGUACACGAAAUGGUUGGAAAAUUACGAGGAAGAUACCUGUUUCGUGCAGCAGUGAGACUGGUAUUUGAAUAUAUGAGCUGGAUAACGGCCGAACCAACCGUCGAAGAAGCCGUCGAUGACGUAACGAGAAACGUUAAAAAGGCACAGCAAAAAACAGGCCCAGAAAAACGAGGCCUUACGUUACAGGAUCGCUCAAUUCUAUUAACCAAACCCGGACAACGUACCAGAGAGAAUAGAAAUCAUAUUUCACAAAUUUUAAAAAAUUUUCAAGCUUUCAAACGAUAUUCUGAAGAAAUAAAGGAAUCAAUUACGGCUGUUUGUCGCUAUCAGUAUCUCGGUCCAGGAAGGGUCAUAGUGCGACAAGGUCACAAGGCUUUUGCACUUUAUUACAUCCUUAAUGGCGAAGUCAACUUGUCCCGCAUCGUCAUGAACAACAUUACAGGUGAUGCCACGGAAAUAAAUGUUGGUACCAUGAGUCCUGGAGACAUGUUUGGUGAGAUAGCAUUGCUUUAUUCAAUUCCAAGGACAGCUACAGUCGUUAGCAAAACUCCCGUGGAUCUCUUGUAUAUAACGCUUGAAGACUUUGAUAAGAUUCUUAGACCCACUUUACUUGAAGAAUGGGACGAAUUGCGCGAUGCUUUAAUAAAUUUCAAUUACUUCAAAGGAUGGAAUGAGAAUACGAUUCGAGAAUGCUGUAUAUUAAGUCGUAUCAAACAUUUCGAACCCAAUGAAGUAUUGCUAGGCGAUGGAAAGGGAAUGGUAAAUUCUGUUUAUUUCGUUCUAGAAGGCGAAUGUCGUCUGAUAGAACAUAUGUUGGUGCAUGAACAAAUAAAAAGGAGAGAACAUAAAUAUCGUUUAUAUAAGCCAGUAGAUCUUAAUUUAAUUGAUAAGACAAAUUCUAAUGAGGGAACUGAUUCAGUAAGUCAGCAAGAAGAGAGCUCAUUGAUGAAAAUCAAUCAAUCUGAUAUUGGUUCGCUAUCGGAUAUCGAUUAUACUCAAGUUUUAUUGUCCAUGAGACCUACUGGAAAUAUUGAUGUAGAUAGGAUGAGUAUUGUAACGAUGACGUUACAGGACGUUGUCAAUCAGUGGCACGAGAUAACAGAUGUUGCUGAAAUGUUGAUGAGAGAACCAUCUUCGAUUUCUCUUCAACAAUAUCCAAAAAAUGUGCGAACAGUUUUUAUGAAAAUUUGCCAAUUUCACCGUGGUGCCUGCUUCGGUCUUGGUGAAAAAAUGAUGAACCGAAGAAUAGUAUCGAUUACGCGAAUGAAAUGUUUAUUGGUACCACGUUAUUGGCUCUUGGAACAUAAUAGAGCAAAUAUUUGGGAACGUGUUAAAUUGUUUUUGGACUCGAAAUAUCCGAGCACAGAGAAGCUUUUUGAAAAAUUCGUGCGCAACAGGAGAUGGUUGAGAUACAAAAAAGAUCUGAUAGAAGAUAUUGUUAAAAAUGGCAGAAAAAUUCAAAAUAAUACGAGCAUUCACGAUGUUCCUUAUUCUAUCAGGAUCAAUGAGGAAAUUAUGUUUCCGAACUUAUAAUGUUUUCU
Cephus cinctus (wheat stem sawfly) is the source of this 1953-nucleotide messenger RNA. Its product is annotated as cyclic nucleotide-binding domain-containing protein 2-like. The coding region runs from base 347 to 1945 and encodes 532 amino acids. The record is from RefSeq and is a predicted model, not a curated record. The transcript has 11 exons. Lineage: Eukaryota; Metazoa; Arthropoda; Insecta; Hymenoptera; Cephidae.